GUUGAUAAAGAUGCAUUGGAUAUCCAGGUCAAGGAGAGGAAAAUUCAAGAAGCAGCUGAAAAAGCACGAAAUGAAGAACUUGCUAAUGAAAUGAAGCAAAAUGACAAGAUCAUGUGUAUGUUAGAAGAACGACAUAAAAAUGAUAUCAGAAACAUAAAUAAGGCAGUCAGUGAGUUUCAGAAGAAUUUUCAGAAGCCAGAAAUGAGGCGUGAAUUUGACCUGUAUGAUCCACAAGCCCUAAAGAAGGACAAACCUGCUCGAGUUUCAGACGAUGAUCCUCGAUGUACUGUAUCAGGCUUGCAGAAGUUUUUGGGUGAAGAUUUAAACUAUGAUCAGAGGAUGAAAUUUCAAAAGGAGCAGUUAAGAGAGUGGUCUCUUCAGCAACAGAAAGACUUGAAGAAUGCAUUAGCUGAUCAAAAAUUUGCAG
Molecule: messenger RNA, 427 nt
Organism: Nestor notabilis (Kea)
Lineage: Eukaryota; Metazoa; Chordata; Aves; Psittaciformes; Psittacidae
Product: RIB43A-like with coiled-coils protein 2
Exons: 2
Source: RefSeq, a predicted model, not a curated record